Messenger RNA from Cadophora gregata, 1896 nucleotides. RefSeq lists its product as uncharacterized. The record is from RefSeq and is a predicted model, not a curated record. Bases 1 to 1896 code for a protein of 631 amino acids. NCBI's taxonomy places the organism in Eukaryota, Fungi, Ascomycota, Leotiomycetes, Helotiales, Ploettnerulaceae. The transcript has 2 exons.
AUGGCGUCGACUUACCAACAUGGCAGCCCAGGCUUCUCUCCGAACUAUUCUCCAUGCAACUCAUAUCAAUCAACGGGACAAUGGGAAGCAUCUCCCAGCCCUCAGUAUCAACAGCAUUUCCCAGGUAGGCCACUUUCUGGCCGGCCACCCAGCAAGACUUCUCUCCAACCACUGAUACACGACUAUGGACCAACUCCACCAUACCUCAAUCCACCACCGUCAGGUUUCUCCCGCCUCAUGAUCUUCUGCUAUGAUUGGUGGCUCUGCAUUCUCAGUAUCCUGGUCAGCGUCGUUUCCAUUGCGAUCAUAGCAAUUCUCCUCUUCUUAAUCAACAAUCGCACCAUUCCCACCUUGCCCCUCAAUAUAGCACUCAAUACCUACAUUUCAUUCUUUGCCACAAUCUCCAAGGCUUCCAUGAUUUUCGCCUCCGCAGAAUCCAUCUCGCAGCUUAAAUGGCUGUGGUUCCAGAAGCCGAGGAAUUUGCACGAUAUCGAAAUCUUCGACGAUGCAAGCCGGGGACCGAUGGGUGCGCUGAGAUUGGUGUUCAAGAUGAGGGCGAGGAGGUUAGCUGCGAUUGGUGGCGCGGUGACGGUUUUGAGUAUCGUUAUGGAGCCUUUUACGCAGCAGGUUGUGGCGUAUCGGCAGAGGGAGGUGGUUUCUGGAACAGCGAGGGUGGGAAAAGCUCUGGCUUAUGAUGCUGGUCUUUCUCUUGAUACUUUGGGAAGUGGACUACUUAUUGGUCCAGAAUGGGGAAUGAAAGCAGCUAUUUAUGACGGUAUUUUCACCCCCGAGAAGGUCCAAGACCUCGUCCCCAUCUGUUCAUCUGGAAACUGCACCUUUCAACCCUUUGAUUCUUUGGCUUUCUGCAGUAAAUGCCUAGAUGUUUCGCAGAAUGUCCUAAUCAACAAUCCACCGGCAUACCCCGACGACCUUACAGGAACCCAGCAGAUCAGCUACACGAUCCCAGGGGGUGGCAUUGUGGGAUUCUCUGCUCUAUUCGAAGAAGGCAACCUAGUCAAGGGUCCUGCUUUCGUCUCAACUUCCGUGCUACCAGAAGACCUUCCAAAACAGGUUCUGAAUAUCCAGAAUCCGCUUUUGGCACUUGCAAUCUUGCAGUUUCCGCAUGUACGGCAACGCAUCGAGGAUGGGAAUUAUUUCAGCUCGCUUCCAGUCACGCAUGAAUGUGCAUUAUACGUCUGUGUAAACACAUACAAUGUAUCUGUCACCAAUGGCAAGGCAAACACAACCGUAUUGUCAAGCUGGACAAGUGAUACCGGAACACCAACGGUGGGGGCAGCGUUAGUUGGUAUGGACGGUACUCCUGACGCCGUGCUGGACCCGUCAGAUGAAUACAGUGAGAGCAAUAAUACAUAUAGGAUCCCAGCUGGCAGUCUAGCCAAUCUGAAAACAUGGCUGAACGUCUCUAUGCAAGGCUCGAUGAAUACCAGCUUCAGCAAAGUCGACCGAACCCAAUGGGUCAACGACGACAUCCAAGCCCUGAACAAGACUACUGACUGGUCAUUCCUCAUGAACGCUCUCGCCAAAGCUAUGACAGCUCAUAUCCGCAACUCAGGGAACCCUGAUGCCGUGAGCGAGGUGGAAGGUGUUGCGUAUCAAAAUGAGACAUAUGUCCAUGUCCAGUGGGUUUGGUUGGCUUUGCCGGCUGGUUUGGUAGCGACGUCGACGUUGUUUUUGUGUGCUACUAUGCUUAAGAGCAAGAAGAAGAGCGCGCUGGCAUGGAAGUCUAGUAGUCUGGCUUUAUUGUUUCAUGGCUUGGAUGGAGUGGGUGCUGGUACUGGGGAGGGCUUGAAAGAAAUGAAGGCUGUUGCGAGAAAGACGCGAGUGAUUUUGUCGAGAGGGGAGGAUGGGGAAUGGAGGUUGGUGAAUACCGGAUAA